This is a messenger RNA of Archocentrus centrarchus (flier cichlid), 3381 nucleotides long. It is a transcript of the gene trpa1b, whose product is annotated as transient receptor potential cation channel, subfamily A, member 1b. Gene Ontology annotation, biological process: monoatomic ion transmembrane transport. The record is from RefSeq and is a predicted model, not a curated record. Gene Ontology annotation, molecular function: protein binding; monoatomic ion channel activity. Gene Ontology annotation, cellular component: membrane; transmembrane transporter complex. NCBI's taxonomy places the organism in Eukaryota, Metazoa, Chordata, Actinopteri, Cichliformes, Cichlidae.
AUGAACUUCAGCAGGGAUGUGGCCCGGCAAACCAGCUGUUAUACAUAUGUGAUAGAGGAUGAAGAUCCAGCCCUGACAACGUUAAAUAUAUUUGAGUUGGCUGAGAGGGGUGACCUGGCUCACCUGGAGAACCUAGUGAAGAAGAGCCCAGAGGUCCUCAGAAAAGAUGAAUGUGGAGCCAGUCCCCUUCAUCAUGCCGCCGCAGGGGACCACGUCACCCUCAUCCAAUUCAUCACCACUGUCACAGAUGCACAAGCUCUGAACAGCUGUGAUGAGCAGGGCAAUGUGCCCCUUCAUUGGGCAGUGGAGAGGAACAAGGCAGAGAGCUGCAAGGCUCUUUUGGACCUGGGGGCUGACCCAACAUCCUCAAACACUGCCCUCCUGUCCCCCCUGCACUUGGCUGUCAGCCGUGGACACAACAACCUGCUGGGGGUGCUGUUGUCCUACAGCAGUACAGACUGCAAUCUGAAGGGAGACCUCGGAAACACCCCACUGAUGCUCGCUUGCGCCCUUAAUAACUGCGAGGCUCUCAGCAUGUUGUUAAAGCAUGGAGCGAAGCUUUGCCGGCAGAACAAGCUUGGACAUUAUGCCAUGCACACUGCUGCCUUCGCAGGAGCGAAGAAAGCCAUGGAAGUGAUUCUCAAGGCUGGAGAGGAGUUAGGCCACUCAGCUGUGUGCCACAUCAACUAUUUAGACAAAUCCAAGAGCAGUCCCCUCCAUCUGGCUGUACGUGGUGGGAAUAUUGAGACUAUCCGUCUCUGCAUUGCUACUGGGGCCAAAAUUGACCAGCAACAGAACGACAGGUCUACACCGCUUCAUUUGGCCUGCACCCAGGGUGCUCUCGAGGUAGUCAAACUGAUGCUGUCCUCUGUUGAGCGAGUAGAAGACAUCAUCAAUCUCACUGAUGGGGCACAUCAGACGCCACUGCACAGGGCUACAAUAUUUGAUCACAUGGAGCUGGCAGAGUACCUAAUUUCUCUGGGCGCAGACGUUAACAGCACUGAUUGUAAAGGAAACUCUCCCUUGCUGCUGGCUACGAGCUGUGGAGCAUGGAAAACUGUGGCUCUGCUGCUGUCAAAAGGGGUGAAUGUUGACGUGAGGGACACAUGUGGUUGCAACUUUCUUCACCUGGCCAUUCUGCAGCCAAAGGGACUGAAAAACCUCCCAGAAGAAGUGCUGCAGCUUAACAGUGUGAAGGCACUCUUAAGCUGCGAGGAUAAUGAGGGCUGCACCCCACUGCACUACGCCUGCAGACUGGGAAUCCAUGACUCAGUGAAGAACAUGCUGGGCCUCUCGGGGGAACUUGGCCUUGCAUGCAAGUCCAAGGACAAGAAGUCUGCCCUGCACUUUGCUGCUCAGUAUGGCCGCAUCAAUACAUGUCAACGAUUACUAGAGACUAUCACCGACUCUCGCCUGCUAAAUGAAGGUGAUGAGCGGGGCCUGACCCCACUCCAUUUGGCUUCAAAAGAGGGGCACACAAAGGUGGUACAACUGCUGCUGCGCAAAGGAGCUCUCUUUCAUAGUGAUUACAAGGGCUGGACUUGUCUGCACCAUGCUGCAUCGGAAGGAUACACACAAACGAUGGAUAUCCUACUAUCAGCCAAUCUCAAACUACUGGAUAAAACAGAUGAGGAUGGGAACACUGCACUCCACAUCGCAUCGAGAGGUGGACAUGUGGCCGCGGUCAGACUUUUGCUGGCUAGGGGGGCGGAGAUGGUCUUAAACAAGAAUCAUACAUCGUUCCUCCAUGAAGCUCUGCAGAAUGGGAAAAAAGAUGUGGUCAAUGCUAUAAUUGACAGUGACAGGUGUGCUGAAGCUUUGAGCCUGUUCACUCCUGGUACUAGCCAGCGAUGCCCCAUACUAGACAUGAUUGAGUUUCUGCCUGAAACCUACAAGCAUCUUUUGGACCGCUGUGUGAGAGAAUCCGAUGAUGACCACAACAGCCCUGAUUACCAUAUUGAAUAUGAUUUCAGAUGGCUCCAAGCUCCGCUUGAGGGGAACAGACAGACUUACAAUGCAAAUAAAAUCCAGCCACUAGCUGCACUCAACGCCAUGGUGCAGUACAACCGCAUCGAGCUCCUCAACCAUCCUGUCUGCAAAAAGUAUCUGGCAAUGAAGUGGGUUGCUUAUGGGAGCAUAGCUCAUGUGCUCAACAUGUUUCUGUAUCUGCUGGGGCUACUGCCUUUAACUCACCUUAUAGUGGUGCUGAGACCCUCUGUGAACAUUACAAACACGAGCGAGCAGAGUAUCAUCAUGGUUCCCGUAUCGUUCUCAGAGCAAAGUGUGUCCUUGUCCUUCUGCAUGGUGAUGGUCUUGGUCAUGAACAUCUACUCAAUAGGAAAAGAAGUGGUGCAGAUAUCACAGCAGCGCUGGAAAUACUUCAUGGAUUAUUCCAACCAGAGCGACUGGAUUUCAGCCAUCUUCUCUAUACUGUUCGUCGUCCCCCUCAUGCUCAAUGCAGAGGGUUCUUUACACUGGCAAGCGGGGGCCAUAGCAGUUUUAAAUUCCUGGGUUGGAUUUCUCCUUUAUCUCCAGAGGUUUGAUGGCAUUGGCAUCUAUGUUGUGAUGUUUGGGGAGAUUAUGAAGACACUGGUUCGCAUUGUAUUGCUGUUCUUCUACCUGAUGUUAGCAUUCAGCUUGGCGUUCCAUGCCCUGAUGCUUAAUCAGAGAGAGUUUAACAGCGUGCCGCUCUCUGUGAUACAAACCUUUGUGAUGAUGGUCGGGGAACUGAACUACCAGAAUAACUUCCUGGAUGAGUAUCUGAAUCAUCAGCUGCCUUUUGGUAUCCUGACAUACUUCAUUUUUGUGGUCUUUGUUCUGCUCAUGCCAAUACUGCUCGUGAACCUGAUGAUCGGUUUGGCCGUUGGAGAUAUUGCUGAGGUUCAAAGAAAUGCUGCCCUGAAACGUAUAGCCAUGCAGAUCGACCUCCACACCGCUCUGGAAGAUAAGCUCCCUUACUGGUUUAUGAAACGAGUUGACAAAAACUCUAUUACCAUCUACCCCAAUCUCAGGUGUUCCAAGCACUUUCUAAAGAAACUUUUCUAUGGUGAAGAGGAAACAAAUGAAGUCUGGAAUCAUCUGCAAGCCAAAUCAAAGGCCUGCACUUUGAUUGAGAAUGAGCUCAGAAAGCAGAAGACGAGAAUGAAAGAGAUGUCAUGCCUGCUGGAGAAGCAGCACUGCCUCGUGAAGCUCAUCAUCCAGAAAAUGGAGAUCACCUCUGAGGCUGACGAAUAUGAUGGCCCUGUAAACAUCAGACGCAGCAUGUGGCCCACCUUAGGUCAGGCUAAGCCAGGUAGACAGACUACAUCUCGGUGGGUCCCACUAAUGAAAGCCAUCGAGUCGAGACGAAAAUGAAGACGAUAAAACAAACAACAGCAACAA